This is a messenger RNA of Cladocopium goreaui, 3084 nucleotides long. Lineage: Eukaryota; Dinophyceae; Suessiales; Symbiodiniaceae. The record is from the annotation of a GenBank genome assembly.
AUGGCCAAGACAAAGGCUGGUCCAGAGCGCAAAUCAGCUUUGAGAAAGCAGGACAAAGGGGAGAAGGGAAAAGCAGCAAAGGCAAAAGAUAAGAAUGCAGACCGGAAGGCAAAGAAGAUUAGUCUCAUUGCUGCGCCAGCAAAAGUUGCGAGCAAGGUUGCUUCCAAGGGCAAAGUCGGUGGAGCUUCGCAGAGGCUUGAGAAAAAGGAUCCCAGAAAGGUGUCAGACAUCAACAAGAAGAAGAAGACCAAGGAUCACAAGAAAGAAAGCAGGAAGGACUCUAAGGAGCAAAGGGAGAAGAAGAAACGGCUUCAAGAGGAGCUGACAAAGACUAGUGUGCCCCAGCCAGCUACCCCUCCAACCAAAAGGUAUCGGAUGAAGUCGCCGGCAGCGAGCAGCGUUGCCAGUGGCAACUUGACUGAUGCUAGCUCUUCUCACUAUGGAGGGAAAAGGGAGAAGGCAGAGGCGCAUCUCAAGAGAGUUCAGGGCAUGCUUGAUGAUGUCAUGAAGGAAGCGGAGGAUGCAGCUGAAAUGGAUGCAGCUGGACUGUUGGAGUUCUAUGAAGAGCUGAAACAGGAACACGGAAAGGCUGCAGAAGAGAAGACACAGGGCACAGACCAGAAGAAGAAGGAGUUGAAGAAAGAUAAGGAGAAGAAGGAGAAGGAUAAGAAGGAUAAGAAGGAGAAGAAAGAUCAGGAGAAGGACCACAAUAAGGAGCAGAAGGAUGAGAAGGAGAAGCACAGUAAGGAGAAGAAAAGCAAAGAGAAGGAGGAGAAGGAGGAGGAGCAAAGGAAGAAGGAUGAGGAGCAAAGGAAGAAGGAUGAGGAGCAAGCGAAGAAGGAUGAGGAGCAAGCGAAGAAGGAUGAGAAGCAAGCGAAGAAGGAUGAGGAGCAAGCGAAGAAGGAUGAGGAGCAAGCCAAGAAGGAUGAGGUCAAGAAGGAUGAGAAUGAAGGAACGGAUAUGGAGGAGUCGGAAGAUGAAGAUGAGCAGGAGGACAUGGGUGAUGAUGAGGAGGAAGACGAAGAAGAGGAAGGUGACUCUGAAGAAGACGAUGAAGAUAAGAGCUCUGAAGAUGAGGAUGACGAAGAGGAUCAGGAGAUGGAGGAAGCCCCAAGUUCCCAGUCCAGUGAUGAUGAAGACAGUUUGUGGGAGGAUGUUCGAGGCAGCACUGAUGAGCAGAGUUCAGAAGAUGAUGAGACAGAAGACAAGGAGAAGCCAGAAGGCAAGGAGCGAGAAAGCAAGGAGCCAGAAAGCAAGGAGCUGCAGAAGGCAACUGAAGAGUCAGUGCGAAACAGUAAGAUGCACAAGAAAGAGUGGGACAAGAUGGAUCGCCAGAUCAAGUCUGGCCAAUUCCCAACAAGCCUUCAGCCAAUGUUGAGACGAAAGAAGACUGACCUUUUUGGGAUGUGGUUGGACUUUAACCUUGACUGGGACAAGGUGGUGUGUGAGGUGGAGCGCUUGUCCCAAACAAAGAAUCUAGCGAGAAAAGAGUGGGUUGCAGUCCAGGCCAAAGUUUUGAAGUCCCAAAUGGAUGAAGACAAAUUCAAUGACUUGAUUCGCAAGCGAACCGAAGCUGGUCUCUACUAUACCGAUGAUGACUGGCCAUCGGAUCCUAUGGAGACGUGGUACUAUAUGCCCCAGGGACGACUUCUUCGACAAGAUGAUGUGACGGCAGACACUUUGAAAGCCACCGCAACAAAAAAGCUUGACAAGGACAUGUUCUCUGCCCUCACUGGUGAGAAUGGCCCCCUUCCCACCGGAGCUUUGCCUUCGGUGAAGGCUGCAACAGAGCAGGGCCAGAAAGCAGUGUUGGCAGCCUUAGAUGAUGAGAGCAAAACUGUGCAGAAGGCAAAAAAGCAAACUCGCAAGGCCGAAGACAAAGAGCCAGAAAAGGUGACUCCGAAAACACCUCUUGAGGAAGCCAAAGAGCAGCUGGCAGCGAUCCUUGACGAGGCGACAAAGGCAAGGUCAAAGAGCAUCCAGCUUAAGGGGGUGGAGUUCGCUGAUCAACUUUCUGGUGAACUUGCCAAGCAUGGAAAAUCUAUGGAAGACAUGUACUCCCGGUUGAGCUCGGAAGUUCAUUCAACUUCCCCUGAUGAGUCCAAGAUCGUUGGGAUUUUGAAACAAGUGGGAAAUGCCCAGGCAUGGUACAAAAAGGCUGAGGUGGAGAAAGACGAGGAUCCUCAGACAGUCGAAGCAAGCGUCUUGUUACCCCACGAGGUCUUUGGUGCUUUGUACCGUAUGGGUGAACCCAAGGUACGAGAAGAGGUGAACAAAACACUUGCUGAUCUGGUGGCAUGGAGCCUCCACCAUGCAUCUUUAGGUGUAUACCCCAGGACAGGGUUCUAUGGUGAGCAGUUCGACAAGAAUUCUUUUCGGCACAGUCUUUCUGGUAAACCAAUUGCAAACGGUUUCAAGCUGGUUUACAUGGCCUUCAAAGCAGAUCUCAAAGCGAGAAUGCAAUGCCACCUGAGGCCAUCACCAUGGUGUGCUGUUGAGGGUUUCCAGUUCGAAACGAUAAGCUUUGACAUGAUGCACUUGGUUUAUUUGGGAAUAGCAAAGAAACAUGUUCCAUCGUGCCUUAAGCUUCUCAAGUUGUUUGGUUUCCACUACGAGCCUGGGGAGUCCGAUGCAAAGUUCCUCAAGAGAGUUAGCAUGGAGAUGAAACAGGACUGCAAAGAUGACCCCACGCUCCAGCUUCUUGCAGCUUGCAGCUACUCCUUGGCGAAGGCCCAAGAGGCUAUGGAUUCUGCUGGCUUGAUCUUGACCCCAGCCGAAGCAGCCGAGAUUUCGAACCUGCUGCAUGUUCACCUUCGCUCAACAGAGCUCCUAGCGUCCUACUGCUGGGAGCGGAACAUCAUGGCUUUCAAGAUGCGCCCCAAACAUCAUUAUGUUUGGCACGUCGCCAGGGAUGUUUUGGUUUCAAGGAUCAAUCCAAGAAUGUUUCAUGUUUGGUCCGAUGAAAAGUUUUUAGGAUGCCUCAAAAAAAUAGCUUGCAGGUGUCACGGAAGCACAGUCCAAAAAAGGGCAAUCGAGAGAUAUCUCAUUGCCUUGUCUUCACACUUGGCCAAAAUGGCUAGCUAG